AUGACGGUCUUAGAGAGCCCCAGGCAGGGAUCCAGCAGGAGCCUGCCGAUCCAGGGCCCUUGCCUGAGCUACUGGCAGCGCACCACUCGGACUUUUCCUCAUUUAUUCGCCAACAGGAACAAGGAGGUGCCUGCCGGUUCCAAGUAUGUCAUCAUUGGUUCUGGGAUUUCAGGUGGCCUCGCCGCAUUCGAAUUACUCGAAGCCGGAGUCAAAGGCGACGACGUGAUCAUUCUGGAGGCGCGUGAAGCUGCCAGCGGGGCGAGUUCACGGAAUGCGGGCCAUGUCCGACCAGAUGCAUUUCGAGGGUUCAAUGCCUAUACCAAAGUCCAUGGUACAGAGCAAGCGUUGAAGAUCAUCGCCAACGAACGACUCGUCUUGGAAAAAGUGGAUCAGUUCGUGAAGACGCAUAACGUGCCAUGCGACUUUAACUUGACCACCACCUUCGAUAUCUGCAUGACACCCGAGUUUGCUAAAUACGAAGCCGAGAGUCUCGAGCAAUACAAGCAGGCGGGGGGUGACAUAUCACACAUCAAAGUCUACGAAGGCGAUGAAGCGCGGGCAAGGAUCCCCGAUGCGGUUGCCGCGUAUGAAUGGCCCGCGGGAUCGAGUCAUCCCGCAAAGCUAACACAAUUCUUGUUACAGUCGGUUAUCGAGAGGGGUGCUCGGUUAAUCACCUUCUGUCCGGCCAGCGAGGUGAAGCCCAGUAGUAAAACUGAUAAUGGCGCUAAUCUGUGGGACGUUCAUACCCCGCGUGGAAUCAUUACGUGUGAGAAGAUCAUCCAUUGCACCAAUGCGCACGCUGCCCUUUUGCUACCCGAGUUGGACAACUAUAUCCGGCCCAAUCGGGCCCAGGCGCACUCGCUAGUUCCUACCCCAGGUCUAGCCGCAGAGAAUGCUCUGCAGAGCACCUUUUCCCUUCGAUAUAGCCUCUACCACUUCUACUCUCUAAUCCAACGCAAGGACGACGGCACUCUUGUGCUAGGUGUGUCUCGCUCAAAUCCGACGCUCAGCCCAGAGACAACGGCUAGUCGCUUCAGCACCGACGACUCAUCCUUUAAUCAGGAGAUAGCAGUGGAUGCUAUGCGUAGUCUGGGAAGAAUAUUCCCUGAUUUCCAAGCAGACGCCCAACACACCAUGCAUGGCGAAGGGCUAGACCACUCUUGGACUGGUAUCAUUGCGAUGACGACGGAUUCGGUCCCUUUUGUCGGCCCGAUUGAUUCUUUACCGGGCCAGUAUAUCUGCGCAGGGUUCAAUGGACAUGGCAUGGCCCGUAUCUUUACGUGUGCCCCGGGUGUGGUGAAGCUUGUCCUUGGGCAUGAAUGGAAGGAGACGGGCUUGCCUGAAUGCUUUCAAUUCAGUCAAGAGCGACUGAAUCGGCUAUCUCGUGGAGAUCUUCCCUCUAUCUGGUAA
This is a messenger RNA of Penicillium macrosclerotiorum, 1410 nucleotides long. Its product is annotated as NAD(P)/FAD-dependent oxidoreductase. Gene Ontology annotation, molecular function: oxidoreductase activity. Lineage: Eukaryota; Fungi; Ascomycota; Eurotiomycetes; Eurotiales; Aspergillaceae. The record is from RefSeq and is a predicted model, not a curated record. The coding region runs from base 1 to 1410 and encodes 469 amino acids. The transcript is spliced from 3 exons. Gene Ontology annotation, cellular component: cytoplasm.